Molecule: messenger RNA, 3174 nt
Organism: Mesoplodon densirostris (Blainville's beaked whale)
Lineage: Eukaryota; Metazoa; Chordata; Mammalia; Artiodactyla; Ziphiidae
Gene: ACAP1
Product: ArfGAP with coiled-coil, ankyrin repeat and PH domains 1
Exons: 21
Coding region: 733-3084 (783 amino acids)
Cellular component (GO): cytoplasm
Molecular function (GO): protein binding; GTPase activator activity
Source: RefSeq, a predicted model, not a curated record
UAGGGGUAGACAAUAAAGAGAAGAAAAGCAGGAGUCUGGGUAUUGGGGGUCCAGUCUGCGCCUGAGCUGUCAUUGAGUAGUGGGGGGCAGAAAGGGAAGUUCACACACAGGAAACCACAGGCAAGCAGAGCAGAGAAGAAAGCUUGGAGUGGUCUGGGGGACUGGACUCAACAGGCCCCCAGGAGUCCAAGAAGACCCCACUGCAGCCGUCUGACAAUGAUUGAUGUGAUUCAGUCAGCCACGCACCAGUAUCAUCUUUAAUUCUUACAACACCCUGGACGUAGGAAUUAUCAUGCCCAUCUUUCAGAUGAGGAAACAGGAAUCAGAGCUUGCCCAGGGUCACGCAAUCAGGAUUUGAACCUGUAUGUCUCAGGCCCCCACAACUCAACCACUGAAGGAGACUGAAGCAGAGACCAGGGUCCCGGUAGGAAGGUGACUGCAGAUAGGCUUUGAGGGCGGGGCUGUGGCUUCUCUGAUCUCAGGCCCUUUCUCCACCGCCCAGGCCCCGCCUCUACCCCUCCCAGCAUUGCCUGGAAGUGUGGGGUGAGAGCUCCUCUUAGGACACCCCUUCCACUUAGGGAAAGAAUCGCGCCCCCCAGGCUCUACCCAGGAUAGGAUCCUCUCCUCCUUCCUCAUCAGCACCCCGCCUCCCCCCGGGGCAGGGAGUACGGCCACCUGCAUCCCCACCCUCCAGGCCCCAGGGCCCACUGGCCCCAGAGCAGUCAAGCUGAGAUGACGGUCAAGCUAGAUUUUGAGGAGUGCCUUAAGGACUCACCCCGCUUCCGAGCCUCUAUCGAGCUGGUGGAAGCCGAAGUGUCGGAAUUGGAGACCCGGCUGGAAAAGCUCCUCAAGCUGGGUAAUGGCCUCCUGGAAAGUGGGCGCCACUACCUUGCCGCCAGCCGGGCCUUCAUUGUUGGCAUUUGUGACCUGGCCCACCUGGGUCCACCAGAGCCCAUGAUGGCGGAGUGUCUGGACAAAUUCACUCAGAGCCUGAGCCACAAGCUGGACAGCCAUGCAGAGCUUCUAGAUGCCACCCAGCACACACUGCAGCAGCAAAUCCAAACUCUGGUCAAGGAAGGUCUCCGGGGCUUCCGAGAGGCUCGCCGGGAUUUCUGGCGGGGGGCUGAGAGCCUGGAGGCUGCUCUUACCCACAACGCAGAGGUCCCCAGGCGCCGGGCCCAGGAGGCAGAAGAGGCCGGAGCUGCUCUGAAGAUUGCUCGAGCCGGGUACCGGGGACGGGCCCUGGAUUAUGCCCUGCAGAUCAAUGUGAUUGAGGACAAGAGGAAGUUUGACAUCAUGGAGUUUGUGCUGCGUCUGGUGGAGGCCCAGGCUACCCAUUUCCAGCAGGGCCACGAGGAGCUGAGCCGGCUGGCCCAGUAUCGCAAGGAGCUGGGUGGCCAGUUACACCGGCUGGUCUUGAAUUCGGCUCGAGAGAAGAGGGACAUGGAGCAGAGACACGUGCUGCUGAAACAGAAGGAGCUGGGUGGGGAAGAGCCAGAGCCAAGCCUAAAGGAGGGGCCUGGUGGCCUGGUCAUGGAAGGGCACCUCUUCAAACGGGCCAGCAAUGCCUUUAAAACCUGGAGCAGACGCUGGUUUACUAUUCAGAGCAACCAACUGGUUUAUCAGAAGAAGCACAAGGUGAGUAGGCCCGGGUCCUGGAUGCCUGGGCCCAGGAGGACUCAGCCCUGCUGUGGCUGCCUGGAUGCCUGCCCCCCGAUCCCCUUUCCCUGCCAGGACCCUGUGACUGUGGUGGUGGAUGACCUUCGUCUCUGCACAGUGAAGCUCUGUCCUGACUCAGAAAGGCGGUUCUGCUUUGAGGUGGUGUCCCCCAUCAAGUCCUGCCUCCUGCAGGCUGACUCAGAGCGCCUCCUGCAGCUGUGGGUCAGUGCUGUGCAGAGCAGCAUCGCUACGGCCUUCAGCCAGGCUCACCUUGAUGACAGCCCCCGGGGUCCAGGCCAGAGCCACUCUUUCUUCCCCUGUCUCCCCCAGGGCUCAGGACCCCUGGCCAUGGGCUCCGCCGCCACCCUGGGCUCUGGCGGGAUGAGCAGGGGAAGGGAUUCUGGUGGAGUCGGGCACGUGGCAGCCCAGGUGCAGAGCGUGGACGGCAACGCCCAGUGCUGUGACUGCCGGGAGCCGGCCCCUGAGUGGGCCAGCAUCAACCUGGGCGUCACCCUCUGCAUUCAGUGCUCCGGCAUCCACAGGAGCCUUGGAGUUCAUUUCUCCAAAGUCCGGUCCCUGACCCUUGACUCAUGGGAGCCGGAACUCGUGAAGCUCAUGUGUGAGCUGGGGAAUGUCAUCAUGAACCAGAUCUAUGAGGCCCGUGUGGAGGCCAUGGCCGUGAAGAAGCCAGGGCCCAGCUGCUCCCGGCAAGAGAAGGAGGCCUGGAUUCACGCCAAAUACGUGGAGAAGAAGUUCCUGACCAAGCUUCCUGAGAUUCGCGGGCGAAGAGGUGGCCGGGGGCCCCCGAGGGGGCAGCCUCCUGUGCCCCCAAAGCCGGGCACCAUCAGGCCCCAGCCCGGGAGCUUCAGACCCAAGCCAGAGUCACCCUCUGAAGACCUGGGCAGCCUGCACCCUGGGGCCCUGCUCUUUCGAGCUGCUGGGCAUCCUCCAUCCCUUCCCACCAUGGCUGAUGCCCUCGCCCAUGGAGCCGAUGUCAACUGGGUCCACGGGGGACAGGAGAACGCCACACCACUGAUCCAGGCCACAGCUGCGAAUUCUCUUCUGGCCUGUGAGUUCCUCCUCCAGAACGGAGCAAACGUGAACCAAGUGGACAGCCACGGCCGAGGCCCGCUCCACCACGCGACCAUUCUUGGCCACACAGGGCUGGCCUGCCUAUUCCUGAAACGGGGGGCCGAUCUGGGAGCCCGAGACUCUGAAGGCAGAGACCCCCUGGUCAUCGCCGUGGAAACAGCCAACGCUGACAUCGUCACUCUGCUGCGAUUGGCAAAGAUGAGGGAGGUCGAUGCGGCCCAGGGCCAGGCUGGAGACGAGACGUAUCUCGAUAUCUUCCGCGACUUCUCCCUCAUGGCGUCCGACAACCCGGAGAAGCUGAGCCGGCGUAGCCAUGACCUACACACACUUUGACCCCAGGCCUUCGAGGGCCCGCAACCCCCUUCCCUGCCCUUCCCACCGCCCGCCCCUUUCUAUUAAAGCCUUUGUGCUUUGCUCUUCCAA